GAUGGGCGAAACCAUGUCAAAGAGGCUGAAGUUGCAUCUAGGCGGGGAGGCAGAAAUGGAGGAGCGGGCGUUUACCAAUCCCUUCCAGGACUACGAGGCAGCAGCCUCCGCGUUGCUUGCCGCUGGAGCGGCCGAGGAGACUGGCAGUGCUCGACCCCCGCACACUACGGAUGAGCUCAGCCUCCCUUUUCACAAUGAUGGGAAGAUCAUUCAUAGUUUUACAAGGCGGAUCCAAACCAAAAUUAAAGAUCUACUACAGCAAAUGGAAGAAGGGCUGAAGACAGCUGAUCCACAUGACUGCUCUGCUUAUACUGGUUGGACAGGCAUAGCCCUAUUGUACCUGCAGUUGUACCGGGUUACGUGCGAUCAGACCUAUCUGCUCCGGUCCCUGGAUUAUGUGAAGAGGACACUUCGGAAUCUGAAUGGCCGCAGGGUCACCUUCCUCUGUGGAGAUGCUGGGCCCCUUGCUGUAGGAGCUGUGGUAUACCAUAAACUCAAAAGUGAUUGCGAGUCCCAGGAAUGCAUUGCAAAACUUUUGCAGCUCCAGAGAAGCAUUGUGUGUGGAGAUUCAGACCUUCCUGACGAGCUGCUUUACGGACGAGCAGGUUAUCUGUAUGCUUUACUGUAUCUGAACACAGAGAUUGGCCCAGGCACCGUGUGCGAGUCAGCCAUUAAAGAGGUAGUCAGUACUAUAAUUGAGUCGGGUAAGACUUUGUCAAAGGAAGAGAGAAAAGCUGAGCGCUGUCCCCUAUUAUAUCAGUGGCACAGGAAGCAGUAUGUUGGAGCAGCCCAUGGCAUGGCUGGAAUCUAUUACAUGUUAAUGCAGCCAGCAGCAAAAGUGGACCAAGAAACCUUGACAGAAAUGGUGAAACCUAGUAUUGAUUAUGUACGCCACAAAAAAUUCCGAUCUGGGAACUACCCUUCGUCAUUAAGCAAUGAGACAGAUAGAUUGGUCCACUGGUGCCAUGGUGCCCCUGGUGUCAUCCACAUGCUUAUGCAAGCGUACAAGGUGUUUAAGGAGGACAAGUACUUGAAGGACGCCAUGGAAUGCAGUGACGUGAUCUGGCAGCGAGGCUUGCUACGGAAGGGCUAUGGCAUCUGCCAUGGGACAGCCGGAAAUGGUUACUCUUUCCUUUCUCUGUACCAUCUCACACGGGACAAAAAGUACCUCUACAGAGCUUGCAAGUUUGCAGAGUGGUGUCUUGACUAUGGAGCACAUGGGUGCCGUAUUCCUGACAGACCCUAUUCUCUGUUUGAAGGUAUGGCUGGUGCCAUCCACUUCCUCUCCGACAUCCUGGGACCAGAGACUUCACAGUUUCCAGCAUUUGAACUUGGCUCUUCACAGAAGGAUAAAAAGGUGCAAAAAGACAACUAA
Molecule: messenger RNA, 1375 nt
Organism: Orycteropus afer afer
Lineage: Eukaryota; Metazoa; Chordata; Mammalia; Tubulidentata; Orycteropodidae
Gene: LANCL2
Product: LanC like 2
Biological process (GO): peptide modification; carbohydrate metabolic process
Cellular component (GO): plasma membrane
Source: RefSeq, a predicted model, not a curated record